Hermetia illucens (black soldier fly) is the source of this 645-nucleotide messenger RNA. RefSeq names its product transcription factor MafK-like. Gene Ontology annotation, biological process: regulation of transcription by RNA polymerase II. The transcript has 2 exons. The coding region runs from base 120 to 524 and encodes 134 amino acids. Gene Ontology annotation, molecular function: DNA-binding transcription factor activity, RNA polymerase II-specific; RNA polymerase II cis-regulatory region sequence-specific DNA binding. Gene Ontology annotation, cellular component: nucleus. The record is from RefSeq and is a predicted model, not a curated record. Lineage: Eukaryota; Metazoa; Arthropoda; Insecta; Diptera; Stratiomyidae.
AUAUUGACAAUUUGAAUUUGCCCCAGGAUGACUUGCAGUUUUGUAAAAACCUUGAUUUUCUCCAUCUACAGAGUGCCCUUCUUCUGUGAAAUAUCCAAAUUUGUAAAAAAGUCUGGAACAUGCCCCACGAUCAAAAACGCGAGCGAAAAACCUCCUUGGCUCCGCUGUCGCCGUGUCCAAUUCCCGAUAUCAGCGACGAUGAAUUGGUUUCGAUUUCCGUCCGGGACUUGAACCGAACUUUGAAGCUGCGAGGACUUACGCGAGAUGAAAUCGUUCGCAUGAAGCAACGACGAAGAACGCUAAAGAACCGCGGGUACGCGGCCAGCUGUCGUAUAAAACGAAUUGAACAGAAAGACGUGCUGGAAACGGAGAAAUCCCAAGAGUGGCACGACCUAGAACAUAUUCAGGACGAGAACGACGCAAUACGCCACGAAAUUGAGACUUGGAGGAGCAAAUAUGAGUCCUUAAAGAAAUUCGCAAGUGCAAAUAAGAUCCCGUUACCGCCCGAAUUGGAGACGUGUUAACUCAGAUAUUUUCGUACAAAGGUGGUAGCUCUACAGUACAUUUGCAGUAAAAGACAAAUUUGUUAUAAGUUUCAAUCCCAAAAAGGCUUGAAUAAAGUAAGGUAUGUUUAAGGAAGCAUCA